AUGCGCUUCCCACAAGCACAGCGACUUCCGUUAUUCCUCCUCUGCCUCCUCCGCCUCUCCCUCUCCGUCAACGCCGAAUAUGUCCUCCAGACAACAUCGCUCAGCACCUGCCAGGCAAACUCCGGCUUCUCCGCCAGCCUGUUCGAUGUCGUCUUCACGCCAAAUAACGACUCCGUCGCCGUCGACAUGACCGCGACCUCCACUGUCGAAGGCUAUGUGACUUUCGACAUUUCUAUCACCGCCUACGGCUACGAGAUUAUGCACAAGACCAUCGAUCCCUGCUCUGCCGGCGAUGGCUUCAAGGGCUUCUGUCCCAUGAGCCCCGGCAACCUGAACAACCCCUUCAACAUCCAGAUCGACCCGAGCGCGAAGUCCCAGAUUCCUGGCAUCGCCUACACUUUUCCGGAUAUCGAUGCGAAGGUCCGUGUCUAUAUCAACAAGACCGAUGGUAGUCCUGUCGCCUGCGUCCAGGCUGCGGUAUCCAACGGCAAGACCGUCGAUCUGGUCGGGGUCAAGUGGGCCUCUGCCGUCAUUGCCGGGCUGGCCCUUGCGUCCUCCGCCUUCAUGUCCGGCCUGGGCCACCAGAACGCUGCCGCUCAUGUGGCUGCCAGCGCCCUGUCGCUAUGUGGUUACUUCCAGUCCCAGGCCGUCAUUGGCCUCGUCGCGAUCCCGCUGCCGCCCUCCGUCCAGGCAUGGACCCAGGACUUCCAGUGGAGCUUGGGAAUUAUCAAGGUCAAGUUUAUGCAAAACAUAUUCACCUGGUAUCAGCGUGCCACUGGCGGCACUCCCGCCUCGCUAUUCGAUUCCCUGACCAAGUACUCGGUUCAGGUGCAGAAGCGCUCGUUGGCCCUGCAGGAGGUGCCACCCGUCAAAGGCCUGUACAGGAGGGCCGUUGCGAUGAUGCCGAGAAGCGAAGUCACGGCGAAAGCGGCGCGCCACCUUGCCAGAAUCACAAAGCGGGCGGGUAAUUAUAAGAGCCCAUCCGGUGACUACGUCGUCACAGGCGUCCAGCGGUACGCAUACCAGGCAGGCAUCGAGACCACCAACUUUUUCUUGACGGGGCUUGUCUGGUUCUGCAUAUUCCUGAUCCUGAGCGCCCUGGCCGUGGUUGCGUUCAAGUACAUCUGUGAGGGCUGCGCAAAAGCCGGCUGGGUCAAGUCAGAUGCCUUCUCCGACUUCAGGCGGGACUGGCGUACCCACAUGAAGGGCAUUCUGUUCCGAAUCAGCCUGGUUGGCUUCCUUCCAAUGUCUGUUCUCUGCCUCUGGGAGCUGACGCAGGGAGAUUCACCAGCCGAGAUGGUUUUGGCCGUCUUCUUCUUCUUGGGCAUUUUGGUGUCACUGAGCUGGGCGGCCUUUAACGUCAUCCGCAUGGCCAGGCGUUCCAUCUCGCUGCAUAAGAACCCGGCCUAUGCUCUAUACUCGGACGCUCACGCACUCAACAAGUGGGGCUUCUUGUACAUUCAGUAUCGCGCCUCGGCGUACUACUUUAUUGUGCCAGUGCUUAUCCACACUCUUGUAAAGGCCAUUUUCAUCGCCUUCGCCCAGGAGUCCGGUGUCGCACAGGCCGUCGCUCUGAUUAUCAUCGAAGUCACCGCAUUGAUUGCUACCAGCGUUCUGCGGCCCUAUAUGGACAAGUCGACCAACGCCUUCAACAUCACUAUCUGCGUCGUCAAUUUCCUCAACGCCAUUUUCCUGCUCAUCUUCACUGAUGUCUUCGACCAGCCUGGUCUGAUGACCGGCAUCGUGGGCAUCUUGCUGUGGAUUUUGAACGCGGCCGUUACGCUGAUCCUGCUGCUGAUCCUGAUUAUCACAACCGUGAUCAUCUUCUUCAAGACAAACCCAGAUGGCCGCUACCAGAUGGCCGACGACCGCACCUCCUUCAUCAAGUCGCGGUCCGUUCUCAACACCACAACACAACUUGACGCGUUGGCGGCUACCGCACGCGGAGACCACGAGGGUGGGUACAUCAAAGCUCGCAUCGAAGAUGAGGACGACGAGGACACUGGGUCGUCCCGGUCGGGCCUGCCUCAUCACAAUGGCGUCCCUCACACACGAGGUCAUGGGGACAGGCGCAGCGGUGCGAGUCUGGUACCGUCGGAGGAGGUUAAUGAAAAGGACGCCAUGGUCCAACGGCCGGUGUCGAUUCCAAGCACAACAGACUCGGCCAGCCUGAGAGAUAUGAAUCGCGCACCUGUCCCAAGGGCCGGGGAUCACACAGGACCAUGGCAACGCGGCCUUGGCUACGACUGA
Molecule: messenger RNA, 2250 nt
Organism: Diaporthe citri
Lineage: Eukaryota; Fungi; Ascomycota; Sordariomycetes; Diaporthales; Diaporthaceae
Exons: 3
Coding region: 1-2250 (749 amino acids)
Biological process (GO): fungal-type cell wall biogenesis; transmembrane transport
Source: RefSeq, a predicted model, not a curated record